AUGUUCGGCAAGGGCCGCGGCAAGAAGGGCAAAGUGCCGGAAACCAGGCCAAGCUCCUGGGCCAUCCAAGGCGGUGCCGCCGACAAGAUCAUCAAUACGCCAACGCAGCCUCCUAACAAGAAGGCGAAGAAGGGCGAUGGCAAAGGGAAAGAGGAGAAAGCCGAACCCAAGAUGGCCAAUGAGCUCGCGAAGAAUCAAGCGACAGAGGAGCAAAUCGAGAGCAUCUGCGAUCUUCUGCGCUCCAACAAGGUCGAGAAGGCCCUGCAGUUUGUCCAGAAGGAGCUUGGAGACGUGUCGAAGUCCAACUCUAUGUCUGUCAAACAGCUCGGCCAGCUGGUCAACGCCGUCGGCCUCAGGAGGAGCUACCAGAAAGGCCGUCCCCUGCUUUCCUCGCAGAGACGACGCCUUGCAGUUCACCACGCUACAGCGUGGGAUCAGAAGGUUCGCCUACUUAUGGGAAGAGGCGGCAAAGGAUCAUGGCGCGACGACGACCCGCACCAUGGCUAUACACUGUGGCGUGGCUCUGCCUAUGUUUCUCCCAAGAAUUGGCCGAAGCAGCCAUGGAACAACCAGCCUCAGCGACCUGCACCAGCAUUCCCUUCCUUCGACAUGGUACCCACCUCAUCGGGUGCCAAAGGUUCACAGAAAGGGACGGACGAAGUGCCGGCCCAGGCACCUGGUGUUUUCGGUGGACUCCAGGAUGCGCUGACGAACUUCAGAAAGGCAGAGCAACGCGUCGAAAGAGUUGUGAAGAACCAAGAGCACACGAAGACGCUCUGGGAGGACUACCAAAAGGCCAUGAAAGCCGCCCUCACCAAGGAGAAAGGCAGAUUUUUGACGAGGAUGCAGAAGCUUGCAAAGGAACAACAGGCUGCAGAAAUCCACCUCGAGUCUGCCAGGGACAAAGUCAGGGCCUACCAUGUUGGCGAAGCUGUGGCGCCAGCACCGGCGGCACUAGAUGCAGAUGCGGAGAUCGACCAAAUGUUCACUCAGUGGAUGGACGACCAGCCCGAGGACCACGAUUUUCAGGGCCUUCUUUCCAGAGCCUUGGGAUCGACGACUACUCCGACGACCACCCCAGUACGGGCACCCAGGACAGUGCCGAGGUCACCACGUGUUGGCCUUGGUGGUGUCGCGGGUCAAGCUUAUGUGGCCGCUGGUCCAGAUGCAAUCAACGACCCAUAUACAUUGGCAUCCCCCAACCCACUGGGCAUGCCAACAGCUGCUGUGCCAGCACCUUCUGCUCCUCCUCCGGGCUUCGAGAAGACAUCCCCACACCACCCAGGACAGCGAGAACGUGGAAGAUCGGAUCACCGCAAGGGCAUCAAGGAAACCACCAAGACAGCGCCAACUACAGCAGCAGUCCACAGCAGUUUGGAACAAAAGCUGCAGACAAGGCGAGCCAUGACUCCCUUUGGUCUCGGGGCAGCUCCAGCUGGUUCGGACGAGGCUGCGGCGACGCCCAUCCCGCCUUCCAAACUGCUCGACGACGACACCGACAGCGAGCAGGAUGCUGCCCGAGAUCUUACUGCCGAGGAACUUGUGGCCCUACAGACCUCCAAGGGCCAUCCAGGGCCCAAUGUGGGGUAG
Messenger RNA from Symbiodinium sp. CCMP2592, 1590 nucleotides. The record is from the annotation of a GenBank genome assembly. Lineage: Eukaryota; Dinophyceae; Suessiales; Symbiodiniaceae.